This is a messenger RNA of Dipodomys ordii (Ord's kangaroo rat), 2506 nucleotides long. It is a transcript of the gene Unc119b, whose product is annotated as unc-119 lipid binding chaperone B. Gene Ontology annotation, biological process: cilium assembly; lipoprotein transport; nervous system development. The coding region runs from base 18 to 770 and encodes 250 amino acids. Gene Ontology annotation, cellular component: cilium. The record is from RefSeq and is a predicted model, not a curated record. The transcript has 6 exons. Gene Ontology annotation, molecular function: lipid binding. Lineage: Eukaryota; Metazoa; Chordata; Mammalia; Rodentia; Heteromyidae.
AUCUUGGCGGCGGAGCGAUGAACGGGUCGAACCCGAAGACUGCGGCCGCAGGAUCGGCGGCGGGGCCCGGGGGGCUGGUGGCUGGCAAGGAGGAUAAAAAGAAGACGGGCGGCGGCGUCCUGAACCGGCUGAAGGCGCGACGGCCGGCGCCCCAUCCCGCGGCGGACGACGGCGGCGGGACCGCGGUCACGGAGCAGGAGCUGCUGGCGCUGGACGCCAUCCGGCCCGAGCACGNCUUAAAAACAUCAAAAAAGCUAGAAAAUUAUUUGUGUAAACCUGAAGACAACGUGUACAGUAUUGACUUUACUCGCUUCAAAAUUCGAGAUUUGGAGACAGGGACAGUGCUUUUUGAGAUCGCCAAACCUUGCAUUUCAGACCAAGAGGAAGAUGAGGAGGAGGGUGCAGAGGUGGAUAUCAGCGCGGGGCGUUUCGUCCGCUAUCAGUUCACACCAGCAUUUCUCCGCCUCCGGACAGUUGGUGCCACGGUGGAGUUCACAGUGGGAGACAAACCUGUGUCAAAUUUCCGGAUGAUUGAGCGUCACUAUUUCCGGGAACGCUUGCUGAAAAACUUUGACUUUGACUUCGGGUUCUGUAUCCCCAGCAGUAGGAACACUUGUGAACAUAUCUAUGAAUUUCCACAGCUGUCUGAGGAUGUCAUUCGUCUGAUGAUUGAAAAUCCUUAUGAGACCCGUUCUGACAGCUUCUACUUUGUUGACAACAAGCUGAUUAUGCACAACAAGGCCGAUUAUGCCUAUAAUGGAGGCCAGUAACUGUUGAGGGAGUAGACAGGGGUCGCACUUUACUGUGGCCAUGUGGUCCUAGCACAAGAAGGGAAUUGCAGCUACUGUUUUGUCAACACCCGUUGGAGUCUGGUCCAGGAAGCUAUAGCCAGGGUGACAGUUUUCUGUGCUCCAAGAAAGUGCCAAGCAGCACUGUUUCUUCCCCAGGAUUUCUCUUCCCUUUUCCCCCUGCCCCUUAGAUCACAGAGCUAUUUUAGUAAAGGAUUAGAGUAAGGCUCCUGGAAUCCGGGUAAGAAGAGAAAAGUUUUGUUUCCCUGUAGUUCUAGUUGCCUGCUGGUUAUCCUGACAAGCUGUCUCUAGACAAAGCUGCUGCUGGUAAAGGCUCUGGCUGGCCCUCCUCUGUGUACUUCCUCCACUUGCUUCCAGUGUUGCCGUCACUGGAGCCUGCCCUCAGCCUGCAUAUCGUCUCAGACCACCCGGAAGAAACUUGAAUGCAGCUGGAGAGAAGGUAGUGCAAGAGCUGAGGCACCAGGAGGUGCUGGCAAACUGAAAAGCCUGUUUUGUGCAGAGGUGACCGAUGCGUGUGACUUCACAGGAUCCUCAGCCAGGCUGAGGUUUUAGCCUGGCAGUGCCUUCUUACUUUCACUCCAGAGGACAUAACGAGCUUGCUCUGCUCUGCUUCUCAGGUCUUGAUUUUAGAACAUCCCCUGAAGUAGAAUGUGUCAGUUUUGAUCAUGGAACCUACUGUCGCUUGAGACCAGAGCAGGCCUCUUAUAUUUUGGAUUUUUUAUGUUUUCAGGCUGCUUUUGGGGAGUCUUUACAAGAUGUCAGUGGCGGUCCCAGCACCUGUGAUGUGUAUUUAGAAUUUAUAAUAGUAUUAAUUGCCUUCUUGGGUUUAUCUGGCUCACAUUGGUUGAAAUACAGUUGCAAACCAUCUGUUGUAAAGAAAUGUAAUAUUUGGUACAGAGCAGAGCCUGGAGCUUUGGCUUUGAAUAGGGAUUUCCCUUUCUAAUUGAAGUAGUCUCUAGAACCAUCUGGUAGGUCAGAUCUAAGUAACCCUUCGUGCUGUGGGCAGUUGUUUGAGGUGUUAGGAGAGGCCUGUUAGAACCAUAUGUUCUCGGAACAGCUUCUGGUAUUUCCUGUGGGCUACAUGUGUCCUCAGAUCCUCAGUGGACAGAUUCUCCCCUUCUCUGCUCCCUAGGUUAUCCAUGUGGAUGGCUUUAGGUGCUGAGCCCAGAUGUCAUGACCCUCCAUGUGACCAAGGUCCUGAUUGAAAAUUGUCUGCGGGUAGGGAGCAGAUCUGAGGUUAGUCACAGUGAGGCAUCUCAGUACCAGGGCUGUGCCCCAGCAUACUUGGGGAAAAACCCUGUGGGGCCAGGGAGGCUAAGCUGACACUUUGUCCCAACGCCCCUCUGCAUUCUUCUAGGGCUUAGUGCUCUGUCUGGCCAGAGAAUCAGAGAUGCCACAUGCUGGCAGCAUGAGGGAGAGAAAAGAGAAGCAUCCUUUUGCCACUUUAUCAGCAGUCUGGUGAAUCUCAGAACUGGAGUCAGCUCUAACCCCGGUGCCUUAAAUGUGAUUCCAUCUGUCUGCUGCUGGGCAAGGCCACAGUUCCAUCAUUCCUCCUUGCCUGCAGACAGACAUCACUUCUGGCUCUUCUAAUGGGAUUUGUGUUCUCCCUUUGCACCCUCUCUUCUCUGCUGCAGAAGCUCAGUUGGGAGUAUCUGUAAUUUGAUAUAUAAAAUACUACCUAGAGUGUGUUUUCCAUA